UAGUAAGUGACUAAUAACAUUAUAAGUGACUGAUAACAUAGACUGGAUUGGUCCCUGAGUUCAGAGACUGGGUUGCCAUUGAGUGAAAAAUAGACAACGAAAUCUUGAAGAAUCGCACAGAGGUGCAAGCCAAAUUUAGCCCUCUCCAAGUAAUGUUGGUUGAACUGAGAAAUUGCUAAACCAAACCUGUAUCAGGACUGGUUAUUUUGGUGUCUCUCUUUGCCAUUGUUGCCUCUUGCUGUUAUAUUGCUUCCUGUGUUGUCUUUCUAGAUCCAGAUGUUCUCAGAUAAUUCACAUUGCCCUGAUUGUGGACAACAGUGGUUCCCUAGUUUAGAACUAGGCCAUUGGUUGUACCAAACUGAACUUGUCGAAAAUGAAUGUUACCAAGUAUUCUUAGACCGUAUUAACAGAGCUGAUUAUUGCCCUGAGUGUUAUCCUGAUAAUCCUGCCAAUAGAAGCCUUGUUCUUCCAUGGUCUUUCCCACUUGAGUGGGCUCCCCAAAAUCUCACCAGGUGGACCUUUGAAAAAGCUUGCCAUCCAUUUCUUCUGGGUCCUCCACUGGUUAGAAAAAGAAUACAUGACUCUAGAUUAGCUGGUUUUAACCCUGCAUUACAGUUAAUCUUGACCAGAACGGACAAAACCUUAAAUAAAAAACUUGGCCAAAGCAAAUGACUUCUCUAACAGUCAAAAUCAUCAAGUUCUAGGGGGUUAUGUGCUAGUAGCCCAAGGAAGAUGGGAAAAAUAACUCAUUUCUAACUCUGACCCACACUGUCACUUACUUUGGGGAUCUGCUUAAAUCAUUGGAUCUGCUUCUGUGGCCUACACAAAUUUUGUUCAGCAUGAGUUUAGUCAGUAUUCAAGCCAGAUUGUUCAUCUACAGCUAGACUAAUCCAUAUUCCCUAUAAGCAAUGUUUUGAACUAUCUUGCCACUCCUAAAAAGUUCCACAGCCUAAUUAUUGACAAAGGAUAAGGUAGUCCUAGAAGGGAGGCCCCACAGUGCGUGCUGCAUAGUGGUAUUUCUAAAGGUAACUUUUGUGGGAAAGCAUUCUCAUAGAACCUGGAUCCUAGAUUAUUCCAGUAAAUUUUAAUAAGAAUUACGUUCCAAAUUCCACAUCUUAUACAUUGAUCAGUGAUGGUAUAUAUUUAUAUAUAUAUCAAUAUAUAACCAUUUAUUCAUCAUUGACUCUGGCCCAUCCUCAGUGUGGCUGUGAUAGUGAUAACUGGUCACUGUCAGAGAAGUCACAUUGUAUUAGGCAGCACAUGCCUAGCUUGUGUAAAAACAUGCAGAAAUAUGCCACCUGUCUGCACUUUGCUCUACAUGAACAAAGACUGACCUUUGUGAUGAGUGAAUUUACAAUGUCCUCCCCUGGAAAUGGAAAAGUACCUAUAGGAGAUAUAUGAUGAAAGGAAUUAUCGAGCCUAACUCCAUAUGUAUUAUGAACAGUCUACGGAAAGCAUCUUUCUUAGAACUAACAAGGUCUUGCUGAAUAUUGGCCACAUUCUGGAUUUUUCUUGUUUAUGAAAAUCAUGGAACCAGAGUUGGGGUUAAAUACCUAGAAAAAGCUAUUGAAAACAACUCAGAGGCCACUGAACAAUUUUUAAAUUACACUUAAUAUGCUAGGUAUCUAGUGCUAGUAUGUUACCUCAACAAUGUUAUCAUGGACCCAAGUUCUUUCCGUCUUUCCCUGGGAUCCUUGUCAUGUUUGCUUUUUGUCCUUAUGGUGGUUUCUUCAAUGAGUACAAUAUCGUUGUUGUACCAGAUAAUUUAAUCCCAGGCAAAGGCUAGAAGUAGGAAGCAAAAGGCUUUUUCCUUUCAAGUCUAUCUUUUAUUUGGCAAUAAAGUCUUUCCCCAAAGUUCAUAGCAGGUUUCUUCUUUUUUUUUGAGACAGAGUCUCGCUUUGUUGCCCAGGCUAGAGCGAGUGCCAUGGCGUCAGCCUAGC
Microcebus murinus (gray mouse lemur) is the source of this 1940-nucleotide messenger RNA. RefSeq names its product torsin-1A-interacting protein 2. NCBI's taxonomy places the organism in Eukaryota, Metazoa, Chordata, Mammalia, Primates, Cheirogaleidae. The record is from RefSeq and is a predicted model, not a curated record.